UCAGCAGUGGCUCCGCUCACCCUCUCGGGCACAUGCUGAGGGUGUGUCUUCCCUUGCCCAGAGAUGGCCAACGAAGUGACCUACGCCAACCUGAAGUUUCAGGAUUCCUCCAUGGCCCAGAGGAUCCAGAAGUUUGACACCAUCCAAGAAAUAGAGCACCCUGCCCCAUCUCCUGCGUGGCGCUGGUCUGCGCUGGGUUUGCUCACCCUCUGCUUGCUGCUGCUGAUUGGACUGACAUCCUUGGGGAUCCUGUUUUUCCAGGAAAAGAAAAAUAUCCAGCAGUUGAAUGGGGUGAAGGAAAACUUGUCACUUCAGCUGGACAUCAGUGCAAAUAUCUCUAAGGAGAAGGACUUGAUCCAGUCCGAUCUUUCAGAUGCCCUGAAGAAGAUGGCCACCAAACUCUGCAGAGAACUGACCAGAAACAAGCAAGAACACGCCUGCAAGCCCUGUCCAGAGAAGUGGCAAUGGCACAGGGAUAGCUGCUAUUGGAUAGCUCGUAAACUCAACUUGGAGAAGAGCAGGAAGGUCUGUGCUGAAAACAACUCCAGCCUGGUGAAGAUUGAUAACAAGGAAGAGUUGGUCUUUGUAGCAUCCAAGCUAAACCCAUACUACUGGGUGGGUUUAUCCCGAAACAUAAGCAGCGGCCAGUGGGUGUGGGAAGACGGCUCAACUCUAUCUCCUGAUCUAAUUGAAAUAUUCCUUGAGAGGAAUGAAAGAGACUGGAAGUGUGCUUAUGCCUAUUUUCAUGAAUUUCUUCUGGAUAAUUGUGCUGGAAGUCAUCCCCUUAUCUGUGAGAAGGCAGCUGGUCCUGUGAAGAUGGAACUGGUGAAUUACGCAGUGAAUAUGAAAGCAGGGGCAAGCUAAGCUGGACACGGAAGAUCUCGGUGGGAAUCUGAAGGCCAGGAUUCAUUCAAUCGUAUUUAUUGAGAGCUUACUGUGUGCAGUGCACUGUACUAAGCGCUUGGGCAGAGAUGGUUGCUGGGGGUUUUGCUGGCUUUAUCCCCUCUCAGCCAGAACUGUCACUGUUAAGGCACUUCCUGAUUGGUGGUUCCUUGCCUUUCUCCCAAAACAUCUCAUUUCUCCCUGUCCCAGGUAUCACCUUCCAAGCCUUCCUGCCUACUCCACUCCAGGGGCCUUAUCCAAAUGCUGGCUUUUUCCUCCCUCCCAAAACACACACACACAUACAAAAAAAACCCCACACACAAACACACAAGCAUCCUGAUGGUCCAGGCUUCUCACCUUCUUAGGACAAAUUCCUGGAUAGUCACCUCUCCACUCCUUAGGUCCCUUCCUUGAGGGAAACCUACAUUCCAUAGGACACUAUUUACUCUCACUCUCC
Tachyglossus aculeatus (Australian echidna) is the source of this 1339-nucleotide messenger RNA. RefSeq names its product C-type lectin domain family 12 member B-like. The coding region runs from base 64 to 864 and encodes 266 amino acids. Gene Ontology annotation, molecular function: signaling receptor regulator activity. The transcript has 6 exons. The record is from RefSeq and is a predicted model, not a curated record. Lineage: Eukaryota; Metazoa; Chordata; Mammalia; Monotremata; Tachyglossidae.